Messenger RNA from Danaus plexippus (monarch butterfly), 4284 nucleotides. RefSeq names its product polycomb protein Sfmbt (gene Sfmbt). The transcript has 10 exons. NCBI's taxonomy places the organism in Eukaryota, Metazoa, Arthropoda, Insecta, Lepidoptera, Nymphalidae. Gene Ontology annotation, cellular component: nucleus. The record is from RefSeq and is a predicted model, not a curated record. Gene Ontology annotation, molecular function: zinc ion binding. Gene Ontology annotation, biological process: regulation of DNA-templated transcription. The coding region runs from base 258 to 2567 and encodes 769 amino acids.
CUAGUUGUUUCAUGUGCCUGUUCAGUGUUCAUUUGUAUUAAUUUAUGUCCUUUAAUUAAUUAAUAAUUACUAUAUCUGACUAAGACUCCAAUAAAAGCAACAGAGUUUAUGAUAUAAGUAAACGACGUUAACCUUUCUUAUAAAUAACAGUUAAAAAAAUUGUUCAAAAGUUUUUUCGGAUAAUAACCGCUUUUAAGUCAUGAAUAUUGAAGUGUUUACUUCCACUGUGGUUGGUAUUUAUUUGAUAGUUUCCAAAUAUGGCUUUUUACGAAAUUGGUAGCAAUGUAUCUUCACAUAAUAUAACGGAUUUGUCAAACGACAAUAAUAUUUUAGAAGAUUUGUCUAUAAUUCCUUUAGAGAAAGAUAGUUUUGCAAUAUGUGAAUUGUGCGGGCGAGUGGGUCGCCGCGGUCAGUUCUACGCUCGUAAUAAUAAGUUCUGUUCACUAAGAUGUCAUGCCAGUAAUAAUUUAAGAAGGAGGUAUUGUAACUGGAGAUUCAAGUUGAUGGAAGGGGCCGAACAUAUGGCAGGACUAAUCCCGCUGGAACCACUGCCACAGUUGCAGCACUGGCAAGCAAAUUUUAAUGAUCUCCAAGCAGGACCUAUUAAGCAAUCUGCUGCAUUAAUAGCUAACAGUUAUGAAUGGAAGGAUGAACUAUUUGGGUGUGAUUUCCUCGCUGCCCCUGUCAGUCUGUUCAAACAUGCACCAUUACAUGAAAUGUGGGAUAACACUUUCGAAGGAAUGAAAGUAGAAGUAAAGAACACAGACUGUGAAAAUUACUCAGAAAAGCUACAUGAUUACUUCUGGGUAGCGACAGUUCUCAAGGUUAAAGGCUAUAUGGGUCUUCUAAGGUAUGAAGGUUUUGGAAGUGAUGAUUCUAAGGACUUUUGGGUUAAUCUUUGUUGUUCUGAAGUACAUCCAGUUGGCUGGUGUGCAACACGUGGUAAACCACUAAUACCUCCUCGCAGUAUAGAGGACAAAUAUACUGACUGGAAAAAGUUUCUAGUGAAACAGCUCACAGGAGCUCGAACUUUGCCUGCAAAUUUUUAUACUAAAUUAAAUGACAGCCUUGUAUCAAGGUUUUCUAUAGGUUCAAUCAUGGAAGUAGUAGAUAAGAACAGGAUUUCCCAAGUUAAAGUGGCUAGUGUAUGUGAAAUAGUCGGAAAACGUUUACACAUAAAAUACUAUGAUAGUUCGCCAGAGGAUAAUGGCUUCUGGUGUCAUGAAGACUCCCCGUUGAUUCAUCCUGUGGGCUGGGCGUUCCGAGUAGGACAUUUGUUAGACGCUCCACAAAGUUACUGUUCAAGAGUAGCGGCAGGACGUCUUUUGCCAAAUGAUACAACAUCGGAUAUGUUCUACAAGUACCCUACAAAUGAACCGCCCUUGUUUUCUGAGGGUAUGAAAUUAGAAGCGAUAGAUCCAUUGAAUCUGUCAGCGGUUUGUGCGGCGACUGUGAUGCAAAUUUUGAAUGAAGGCUAUAUGAUGAUUAGGAUAGAUUGCUAUCCCGCGGACGCAUCGGGCGCGGACUGGUUUUGUUAUCACCAACGAUCGCCUUGCAUAUUCCCAGUGGGAUUCGCUUUAGCAAAUAAUAUCACCUUGGUGCCUCCGGCUGGCAUGAGUAGGGAGCAAUUUAGAUGGGAUCAAUAUUUAAGUGAAUCCGGAUGUGUGGCAGCUUCGAGAUCUCUCUUCUCAGCCAGAGGUCACGUUGUGUCACACGGGUUCGUGGCAGGCAUGAGAUUGGAGUGCGCCGACCUAAUGGACCCGCGUCUCGUCUGCGUUGCCACGGUCGCGAGGGUUGUUGCUGAUUUACUCAAGGUUCAUUUCGACGGUUGGGGUGGCGAGUACGACCAGUGGCUAUGGGCUCACAGUACUGAUGUGUAUCCUGUGGGAUGGUGCAGGGCUGUGGGUCACCGUUUGGAGGGACCUUUACAACCACCACGAGCACGCCGCCCUCCAGCCCGCCAGCCGAGACCCACUCGCAGGAAACGAAGACCUGCGACAAAGGUGUCUCAUCCACCAAACACUACAGAGGAAAGUUCACAGAAUUCGGAUAUGGGUGAAACAAAAAGUCUUUCACCGCCGACUAGUAUGUCUGAAUCAGCUGAUACAGAACGUUCUGAAGAUGUUUCUGUUAAGAUGGAUGUUGAUACAGAAGCCUCGGAUAGUAGAUUGGCAGAUACAAGCCAGGAUAUUAUGACGGGAACAACCACAGACAAUUCUCAGGAUGUGAAUGAAUCAUCACCCAACGAUUCCCUCAAAAGUGUAGAUGACAAAGUCAUACCCAGGCUAGUCAAUACCAGUGUGCCCUUAGAUGUUCUUAAUUCUGUUGACCCAGAAAAUUGGACCAGUGCUGAUGUAGCAAAAUUCCUUACAGUAAACGACUGCCAACCCUACUGUGUUAACUUUAACCAAAUAACUGGACCUAUGAUGCUGCAACUGUCCAAAGAUGAAAUCAUUGAACUCCUAGAAAUGAAAGUAGGACCUUCACUAAAAAUUUUCGACCUAAUACAACAGCUGAAGUGCAAAAUAAAACAACCGCAGUGUAGAUUACUUGGAAGUUUUAAGUAGUGUUUAAUGUAUAACAAAAAUGCGUUUUGCAUUAGAACUAUUGUGAACAUUGUGAACAGUUGAGUUUCUGCAUUUUUACUGCUAUUUCAUUGUGAUUAGGUGUAGGGAACGAAAAUUUUUUGACAGCGCAGAAGAAAAUCUAUGAAAUGAUACACCAAUAUUAUAAAAGUUUUUGAAUUAUAUAUUUUUUAAAGAUCAUGUUUAUAUAGACACGUUUAAUUGCUUCUGUCGAUGGCAGCUGAAAAUCAAUUAUUUAUCUGUAUCAUGAACGGUGUUGUAUGCGGAAGGUAAAAAAAAUUGUUUUAGCUUUAUGUAAGGAAGCUGUAAUAAACUAGUUAUUGCAUUUAUGUUUUGCCAUCUUGUAAUUCCUAUAUUUAUUAUUAAAUACGAUUUAAGAUUAUACAUAACAUGUUAUACAGUAUUUAAUAAUAUUGAAUCUAAUGAAUUGCUGAUGUUGGUUUAGCGAAAUUAUUGUGAUACUUUAUAAUAAAAUCUGGUUUAGUUCUAGAUUGGAGAUACCGUGUUAUGUACAUUAAAAAUGUAUUGAGGUGCAUCCUGACUAUGUUACAUGUAAUUGGGGUUUUAUUUAUACUAAAUAUUGAUGUGUGAAAGAAUAAUUUAAUUUUAAUUUAAUUUACAUAUUUGAGUGUGCUUUUACAAUUUCCUUAUCAUACAUGCAAGAGAAGGCAUUAUACUCGAUUAUUUCUUAUAAAUUAAACCUAUCUGACAAAAUUUACUGCAUUGAUGUAUAAAUAUUUUUGAAUGGUGAUAUGAAUGUACGGUUUGAAGGGAACAAUACAAUUAUUGUAUUUUGUAUUGAUGUAAGAUCAUCCCUCUAUGAGACCUACACAAUGUGGAGAUGAAUGUGUGCCGAAACACUCGCAUUACCACAAUCCAAUCUGCCUUAAUGAAGUUUUCAAUGUUUUUUAAUAAAUAUAAACAGUAUUUUUGUAAGAUUUUUUAACUGCAAUAUUCAGUAUUGUCAAUGAAUGAUUUAAGAAACAUAAUAAUGAAAUUUUAAGCAAUAAUAUAAUUCUAGAAUAUUAAAUGCAUUUAUGGAAACACGAUAUAAUGAAAAGCAUUAUUAUGUAGUAAAAAUUUUUAUAGAAAUAGUUUUGGAAUAAAGCAAGGCCAACGAAAAAAGUGUAGUAUAUGUUAGUAGAUUUGUUAUGGCUCUAGAAGUAAAAACAAAGGUAGAGAAUUAGUGUCUUAUUUUUUUAAUUUUUUUUGUAAUGUUUAUUGCUGUAAGCUUUUACAGCGUCACCGGAUUUUUUUAAAUUCCAAAGCCCUUAGGGUCACAUUGCUAAAUUCAAGAUCAUGUGUAAGUGCAACGAUAAACUAAUCUCUGUAGUCCUAAUAUAAUGGAUCAAUAUUUUCACAUAAAUUAUCUUCUUUCGCUGGCCUUACUAUAAAUAUUUAUAUAUGUUACAAGUAAUUGUAUGUGUAAGGAUUGUCUUUGGAUUUUGUUUCUAGAACCGAUAACAUAUCCGCAUACUGAUAAUGCUUGACCUUAUAAAGUGAAUACAUGUUGAAGAGUUUCAGAGAAAAAAAUCGCGAUAUCAAUGACAGGGACAGUUUUGAAUCGUUCAUAUUAGGAUUAUAACAAAUGCCUUCUUAGUGACUUACACAGAAUAUGAAUCUACUAAUAUAGUACAUGUGUUUUAGUGAUUGACUUAUACUGGUAAAAAGAAAAAUAAAUUAAUAUACCACGGAUAAA